Molecule: messenger RNA, 772 nt
Organism: Schistocerca nitens (vagrant locust)
Lineage: Eukaryota; Metazoa; Arthropoda; Insecta; Orthoptera; Acrididae
Gene: Lsm10
Product: U7 snRNA-associated Sm-like protein LSm10
Exons: 3
Coding region: 147-491 (114 amino acids)
Biological process (GO): mRNA 3'-end processing by stem-loop binding and cleavage
Cellular component (GO): cytoplasmic U snRNP body; nuclear body
Molecular function (GO): histone pre-mRNA DCP binding; U7 snRNA binding
Source: RefSeq, a predicted model, not a curated record
GUGCUCAUAGUCAUUUGUUCCUUGUGUCAAUUGUCAAACUGUUCCCGUUGCCGGCAGACGUCAGCUGAUGUCUACUUUUUGAAGAAACAAAACUUUGCUCCAGAUAAUAGUACUCUUAUUUACGUAAAUCCCGACAUGCUUUCACAAUGGCAGUAGCAUUUAAACGGGAGAGAUAUUUCUUGUACAACGAUUUAGCAUGUCUUGCAUUUGCUUUGCAAGGCAAAUGGGUUACCAUAGAUCUGAGAAAUGAGUGUUGUGUGUAUGGAAAAGUCAAUACUGUCGACGGGUAUAUGAAUGUUACAAUGUCUGAUGCUAUAUUUACAAAUCCAAGAGGACAACAUUAUUUGUUUGAGUCAUUUUUCCUAAUGAAUAGGCAGAUACGAUACUUCCAUAUACCAGAAGAGAUGGAUAUCAUCCCAGCUAUUAAGAAGCAAAUAGAAAAGCUUGGUAAAAAAGAUGAUACAUAUCGCAGAGUUCAGCGGAAGAAAUAACAGAGACAUAGGUCAUUUAAACACGUGUAUCCUGUUAAUUAUAAACUUUCCAUUAAUAUGAUUGACAUUUCACCACCUUAUGUGCAUCUAUAGGAGUACAAUGAAAAGAUUGUGUGAAAUCGACAAUAUAUUGGUGCAGAUAUUUUUUUCAGUGGUUCUUCAUUUUACUGUGCCUUUGCAUAUAGAGACUGAUAUAUGAAAAUCUGUUUUGUCUUGGUUACCAUUGUGUGUUGUAUAUAUUUGUGAUGAAUAUGAGUAUUGAAUGAUUUGGAAGAAUGACA